Molecule: messenger RNA, 1606 nt
Organism: Ceratitis capitata (Mediterranean fruit fly)
Lineage: Eukaryota; Metazoa; Arthropoda; Insecta; Diptera; Tephritidae
Gene: Tailor
Product: terminal uridylyltransferase Tailor
Exons: 7
Coding region: 108-1544 (478 amino acids)
Biological process (GO): mitochondrial mRNA polyadenylation; mRNA 3'-end processing
Molecular function (GO): poly(A) RNA polymerase activity
Source: RefSeq, a predicted model, not a curated record
UAUAUCACUGACUUCUCUAUGGGCUUCCCCAAGACUAGCUACGUUCAUAACAAUUAAUAUUGGCUUCAAGUACUACAUUCUUUUUUCGUUGUGAUAUCUCUAUAAAAAUGGCUACAACAGGCACACAUUAUUUACAUCCAAUAUCUUUGGAAUGCAAGCUAUUCCUACAUACAUUGGAGACGUAUGGUAAGCAGUACAAUCAAAUUGAUCCAACUCUUUGUGAGUUGCUGUACGAUGUUUUGCUGGGCAUACAGAAUUUUUUAGACCGAAGUCCUGCGCUCAUUACAACUACUGAAAAAACCAAGGUGCUGCAAAUCAAAGAUCUAUCAACAAUUGAGAGAAUUUACCGUUGCACUUUUUGUAACAUGAAUGUGGCCAAAUCCGCAUAUAAGACUGCUCUACAUUUGGUAGACCGCCAUCGGGUUAUAAGUUUGCCACAGAAGGAGAAGAAUCAAAAAACUCAAGCUGUACAAAAAAAAUCGGACAAUAAGGCGAUCAAAUUACCAAAAAAGGCGAAGGCAAUGGCAAUGGCUGACAUAUCAAAGUUUUUCGCGGAUCAGUUGCAAGUAGCUGAAAAAGUGAAACAAAUACCGGAAUAUGAAGUUAUAGAAAACGCACUUAUGACGGCAUUAACAAAAGCACUACCAGAUAAGAAACCGAAACUAUACAAAUUUGGUUCAAGAAUUACCGGCAUAGGGACACGAUAUUCAGAUUUAGAUAUAUACGUUGACGUCGGUGGACAAUUUAAUGUGUUCGAACAAAGUGCCUCAGCUGAAACGCUAAGUAUCUUCGAUCGUGUUCUUGAAGUCGUUAGAAAGAGUGCCAUCGAUUGGUGUCAGGUUCGUUCAAUUCGUGGAGCAAAAGUACCUAUAAUACGGAUGACAAAUACAAAGACAAAUAUUCAAUGCGAUGUAGGGUUUUCCAACAGUCUCAGCUAUUGUAAUACACAAUUUUUAGAUUAUAUAUACCAACAGCAGCCUUUAGCACGUCGGCUGUGCAUUUUUAUGAAAAAAUGGUUGGAGCGCACACGUUUGAAUGAACGUAUUACCACAUAUUGCUUGGCUUUGAUGGUGAUAUACUAUUUGCAGAUAAAAAAUUACUUGCCUUCUAUUGAGACGCUACAGAAGAAUAUGCUGGCUAAUGUUUUGGUUGGACCAUGGAUUGGCAACUUUAGUAAUACGCCCUUAAGCGAUUUAAAUAUUGAACAGCUUAACGUCGAGUCACCAUAUUGCAAACAGCAUAUAAAAGAAUUUUGCAAAUUUUACUCAAAUUUCAAUUAUGAAUCAUACGCUGUUUGCCCUUACCUCGGACGUGCGGAUAUAGAAAUAGAAGGUUUUGAGAGUUUAAUGCCACAACGCUACAUAAAUUUUGUUAAAAAUGAGAAUCCCGAAAGAGAUUUUGGCUUACAACUUAAUAGCCCAAUGGUGGUACAGGAUCCCUUUGAAAUGAAUCAUAAUGUGGCAAAGCGUGUUACAAAUUCGGAUCUUAAAGAAUGGAAAGAAUAUUUGAAGCAGACUGUCGAGUUAUUGUCCGAUUCAAAAUAAAACUCCAUAAUUUUAAUUUAAUUUUAAUUUUUCAUUUUUACUUGUAUAAAAUUAUGAAUACA